This is a messenger RNA of Spinacia oleracea (spinach), 2630 nucleotides long. RefSeq lists its product as uncharacterized. Gene Ontology annotation, biological process: lipid metabolic process. Lineage: Eukaryota; Viridiplantae; Streptophyta; Magnoliopsida; Caryophyllales; Amaranthaceae. The record is from RefSeq and is a predicted model, not a curated record. The coding region runs from base 254 to 2326 and encodes 690 amino acids. The transcript is spliced from 9 exons.
GUUUACUAUACUUUACUCAUAUUUUACCUCCUUUUAUCCUUGUUUUAGUUAUAUACGCUUAGAAUCGGCGCUGCUAUUUUUCUCAAUUUCGUCGCUUUUCCGUCUCAUUUUCUCUCUCUCUUCUCUAGAUACCUGCUACAAGAUUCUCUUGAAUCUCGAUUAUUAUUAUUCCUUCUGGAAUUUUACAAACUCAAUUACUAAUUUUUGUAACACGAAUUUUUCAUUUUUUUUUUGAUUUUGAGUUAUUUCGCCGAUGAUGCAGCGAAUCGUCGACAACGCCAUUGCAAUUACCAAAGAGUCAGUGAAGACAGUUACCUACGAGUCCUUGAGCAAUAUUGUUAGACUGAUAAAUAGUAUCUCAGCAAUUCUGCUGGCUAUUCUGCCAGGGAAAGCUUCUAUUCUGGAAGGUCUUCAUGGCUGGGAACUAAGACCUACUUUUCGUGGACCUCGACUUCCAAGGUGGAUGGGGAGUGGUGUUUCUUCUUUCAACCAGUUGAUUCAUGAGUUGUCUGUUGAUUCUGAUGCUUCAAGUGUGGAGUACUCUUCUGGGGAUGAGGAUGAUGGAUACUCAUCACCUGCAUCGCCUGGAUCUCAGAGUUCUCGAGUUUCUUGGGCGAGCAGCGUGAAUGAGUAUGAUAAUCAUCGGACAUUGAUUGGGUACAUGCUUUUGUGGAUUUUAUUUCCCUUCAGAUUUUUGUUGGGGUUACCGUUUUGGCUAUAUCGUCUAAUUUUCUCAAGAGGGAAUAGGUCUCAGCAUGCCCAGUGUCCUUCACCUGUUCGUUCUCCUAGGAAGUUGCCAAGUCUGAGGGAACAUUUUGUUCAUCGUGCUACUGACCGUAGAAGAGGAGUAAUUGAGGAUAUUCAUCUAGCCACUGAAAUUGUCAUAGAAGCUGUCUUUGAUGCCGUCCACAAGACAGCACAUUUUCUUCUAUCUCCAUCAGAGGCUUUUAGAAUUCUAUCUGGAUUGAUUUUUCCUCAAGGGAAUAGCAAUGUUCAUGUCCAUGAGCAUGCCGAAAAUGUCCCUACAGCUGUACUUGGAGAUCAUGAACCGGCUCCUACUGAGAGGAAAACACCAUUUCAUCCUCUUAAUACAGAUGCGCGGACUUGUCAAGAUGUCAUAACAGAAUUUGGGUAUCCUUAUGAGGCUAUUCACGUGGUUACAGAAGAUGGGUAUAUUCUUCUUCUGGAAAGAAUUCCAAGACGUGAUUCUAGGAAGGCGGUUUAUUUACAGCAUGGAGUGCUUGAUUCAUCUAUGGGUUGGGUGUCCAAUGGAGUAGUGGGCUCUCCUGCUUUUGCAGCUUUUGAUCAAGGUUAUGAUGUUUUUCUUGGGAAUUUCCGUGGUUUGGUUUCAAGAGAACAUGUUGACAGGAACAUUUCUUCAAGAGAGUACUGGCGUUACUCUAUCAAUGAGCAUGGCACUAAGGAUAUUCCUGCCAUGUUGGAGAAAAUUCACGAAGUGAAAACUUCAGAACUGAAGUUGCGUUACCCUGACUACGAUGAAGACAACAGUGACGAGGUACCAUAUAAUGUUUGUGCAAUCUGCCACAGCUUAGGAGGGGCUGGCAUUCUUAUGUAUGUAAUCACACGGCGGCUUGAACAGAAACCUCAUAGGCUCUCAAGACUGAUAUUAUUAUCACCAGCCGGUUUCCAUGAAGAUUCAAACCUUGCGUUUACCGUAGUUGAACAUAUAUUCCUCGGUUUGGCCCCCAUUUUAGUUAAGAUUGUGCCAGCUUUCUAUAUACCUACAAGAUUCUUCCGUAUGCUGCUGAAUAAAUUAGCCCGUGACUUCCAUAAUUACCCUGCUGUUGGUGGUUUGGUCCAAACUCUUAUGAGUUAUGUUGUUGGAGGAGACAGUUCCAACUGGAUUGGGGUGCUAGGUUUACCACACUACAACAUGAAUGACAUGCCAGGAGUGUCAUUCUUUGUUGCUCUUCAUAUGGCCCAGAUGAAGCGAACUGGGAAAUUUAGGAUGUUUGAUUAUGGGAACCCAGAUGCUAACUUUGAAGUUUAUGGAUCUCCAGAACCAGUAGAUUUGGGAGAAUGCUUUGAUCUUAUUGACAUUCCUGUUGAUUUGGUUGCUGGUCGAAAAGACAAGGUCAUUCGUCCAGCAAUGGUGAGAAAGUAUUACAAUUUGAUGACAGAAGCUGGAGUAGAGGCAUCGUAUAAUGAAUACGAUUAUGCCCAUUUGGACUUCACGUUCUCUCACCGAGAGGAACUCUUGGCGUAUGUGUUGACCCGUUUACAGCUCGUUAAAUCUACUCCCAAGCAACGACUAGAUUCUGUAGUUGAAAGGUCGAAGGAAGAUUUGGACGUGCAAUCUGAUUAAUGAGGGCUUCUUCUCCCACUGUCCUUGUUAUUGAUGUUGUAAUACUUGUGAAUGUCCCGAGAACCGGUGUACAUAAUUACUGUUACCUGUAUUUUGUCACAGAGUUUUUACCUUUUAGAUAUAGGAUAGGCCUGAUGUUGGCCUUGGCUUCCCGUUGUUUUAUCUUAGAGGGACAAGUCAGCUGAAGGUAAACUUGUAAUUAGUUGGUGUUUUGAUAAAUUAAGCAGCAUUCCUAUACUGUAAUUGGUUGCUGCUGAGAUGUGGUAAACUUCAUAUAAUGAGUUUUUCGUUCCUAAACUUGCUA